GUGAGGUCAUACAGAGCCCCAAGAUUAUGGAAGCAGCGCAGAAAGCUGGCGAUCGUGCUGUCCCUGAGAGCAGUGCAGUGGAAUCGCUUUGUAAGGACCUCGAUUUCGUCACUGGUGAGUCUGGCGACGUCCAGCUUGAUCCCACACUCGCCUACGGAGCCGCAGCACUGACAUUCAAGGACGUGAGCUUCGAGCUGCUGCCAGGACGGGAGCGAAUUCUGUCCCCGUGCUCCGGACACUUCGAGCCUGGCACGUUGGUCGCACUCAUGGGUCCUUCUGGAAGCGGCAAGACAACGCUGCUGGAUAUCCUUGCUGGCAAGAAGACCUCGCCCUACACCGGGCAAGUCCAUCUCAAUGGCCUGCCCCGCAACGAGCUCUUCCCUCGCCUGACGAGCUAUGUCCCACAGGACGACAUGAUGUUCCCCACGGUCACUGUGAAGGAACAAGUCAUGUUCCACACCGCCUUAAAGACAGAGGUGCCUUCCACGGUCCGCCGUGAAGAUUGGGCAAAGACCAUCGAGCUUCAACUCCGAGCUGUGGGUCUGGAGGAGGUGCAGAACUCCUUGAUCGGGAGUGACGUCGUGCGGGGCAUCUCUGGUGGGCAGAGGCGUCGCGUGUCUCUGGCUUGUGGCCUGGCGACCGGCGCACAAAUCUUCUUCUGUGAUGAGCCGACGUCUGGCUUGAGUGCCACGGAUGCCGAGCAGUGCGUGAGGUACAUGCGCCUCCUGUGCAAAAAGUACGGAGUCAGCACUGUAGUUGCAAUCCACCAGCCGCGGCAAGAGGUUGCUGUCCUCUUCGAUCACCUUCUGCUCCUGACUAGUGGGGAUGUCGUCUACAACGGCAAGAUGACCGAGGCGCGGCGCUAUUGGAGCGACGCGGGCUUUCCCGUCCCGGACCUGGUUUCUCCGACGGACUAUUUCCUGGACUUGGUGACCCCCGGGACGCUGGACUCACAGGUGGACCUCUUCCGGGAGUUUUAUCAGACCAGUCCCAAGGGCAAGGCAUCCGUCGAUGAAUUAGUGGACCGGGAGCUCUGUAAGGCCGCGUUGACGGCGGAGGAGCUCUUGGAGGCCAGACACCGGCGAUUGUCGCAGUUUGGAGACAUGCCACCAUUGAGGUCUCACAGCAUCUACGGGGUCAGGUUCCAGAAGCAACUGCAGAAGGUCUUUUGUAGGCAAGUACGCCUCCUCCUUCGGGAUCAGCAGGGAGUGCUUACCGAGAUUUUGGUGGCCAUGGUGCAGGCUUUGGUUGUAGGUGCAGCGUACAUUGGCAUUGGAAAGGGAGAAGAUGCUGGAUAUCACCAGGUCGGAUUCUACUUCAUGCUGGUGAUGACAUGCGCCCUCUCCGGCAUCAAG
This is a messenger RNA of Symbiodinium necroappetens, 1355 nucleotides long. The record is from the annotation of a GenBank genome assembly. NCBI's taxonomy places the organism in Eukaryota, Dinophyceae, Suessiales, Symbiodiniaceae.